Aspergillus caelatus is the source of this 1428-nucleotide messenger RNA. RefSeq names its product MFS transporter. NCBI's taxonomy places the organism in Eukaryota, Fungi, Ascomycota, Eurotiomycetes, Eurotiales, Aspergillaceae. Gene Ontology annotation, biological process: transmembrane transport. Gene Ontology annotation, molecular function: transmembrane transporter activity. The transcript has 3 exons. Gene Ontology annotation, cellular component: membrane. The record is from RefSeq and is a predicted model, not a curated record. Bases 1 to 1428 code for a protein of 475 amino acids.
AUGAGCACACAGCAGGACUUGGCGUCACAGGCUCCUCUAUUAUCAGACUCGGCCUAUGUGUCUUAUGGGUCUUACCAGGCAGCUGGACGAGACCGGGAUAAUGUCAGUGAGGCAGGCGUCUCCCACUCAGGGCAGCAGCCAGAAAGGUGGAAUGAACCUCCAGUGAACUUGUGGCGUGUCCUGGCUACAUUCUACAGCUUCAUUGUAGUCGGCGCAAACGAUGGCGCAUACGGGGCCAUGAUUCACUAUCUGGGCCGAUACUACGACGCAGACUAUACCACAGUUUCCGUAGUGUUCCUUUCGCCAUUUCUUGGCUACGCUACCGCUGCCAUGGCCAAUAGCUGGAUACACGAGCGCUUCGGACAACGCGGAAUUGCCUUGCUGGGCACGGGGAUGCAUGUUAUCUCCUACUUUGCCACGACCCAGCACCCUCCCUUCCCGCUUCUUAUUACGAUAUUCAUCCUGGCUGGCCUGGGAAAUGGCAUCGUGGAUGCAUCGUGGAAUGCUUGGAUUGGUGCAAUGCAUAAUAGCAGCCAGUUAAUGGGGAUCCUCCACGCGUUUUAUGGUCUGGGGGCGGCUUUGGCACCGCUUACGGCCACGUACGUGAUCACCCAGAGAGACUGGAUGUGGUACCACUUCUACUAUAUAAUGGGUAUUGCAGCAACCGUCGAGUUUGUGACUUCGGUCGCUGCAUUCUGGUCAGCAAGAGGCUCGUUGGUUGAAGCCAGCGAACUGGGUGCUCCUGGGGACAACGUGCAACAAGAUGGCCGAGACUCGUCGAGACCCAACACAACACCAAAGAACCCAACACUUGAAUCAUUAAGUUUGGUCUCGACAUGGAUCAUCAGUCUAUUCCUGUUAGUCUAUGUGGGCAUUGAGGUCACCGUUGGAGGAUGGGUCUUCACGUUCCUCGUGGAUCUCCGGGAUACACCACCCUCUGUGGCAGGCGUUGUCACAUUCAUGUAUUGGGGAGGACUGACCGUUGGCCGUGUGUGCCUUGGAUUCAUCACACCCUACUUCAAGCGGCAACGUCUUGUUAUUGUUGUGUACUUACUGGCCUGUGUGGUGUGCCAUAUUGGUUUCUGGCUCGCCACGGAACUCCACCUAUCCAUGAUCGCAGUGACCUUACUGGGUUUCUUCCUGGGGCCCCUUUACCCAGAAGCGGUUAUUGCCCAGGCCGCACUCUUGCCAAAGCAUCUCCAUGUUGCAGCCGUCGGCUUUGCCUGUGCUCUGGGGAGCGCGGGUGGAUGCAUUUUCCCUUUCAUCACGGGCGCAAUCGCAAAAGCCCAUGGUAUCAAGGUUCUUCACCCUGUUGUCCUUGCGAUGUUUAUGUUGUGUUUGAUAUUGUGGUUUGCUCUUCCAAGGCAGCGCCGAGGAACCAAAGAAGCCGCAUCACCUGCCUGGAGCAGUUCACCUACACGGUCCUAG